AUGACCAAGUUUUACCAGCAUAUCCUGGCCUUGGUGUUUGCUAUUAAAGAGAUCAACAAGAAUCCCAGAAUCCUCUCCAAUGUCACUCUCGGCUUCCAAAUCUAUGACAGUUACACUAAUGCAAGGAUGUCCUACCGAGUCACUCUAGAUGUCCUUUGCCAAUCAAAGACAUUCAUUCCUAAUUACAAAUGUGGCAACAAGCACCAUCUAAUAGGAGUCAUUGGGGGAUUUGAUUCCGAAAUCUCUUCGUACAUUGCAGACAUCUUAGAUCAUUACAAAAUUCCACAGCUUCAUUCUUUGAUUCAGAAGGUUUCAUUCAACAACAGUGCCGGAGACAAGAUUAUGUUUAAUGAAUAUGGGGCUUUUGCAGCUGGUUUUGAUUUUACCAACUUGGUCACUUUCCCAAAUAACUCCUACGUCCGAGUCAAAGUGGGAAGGCUGGAUCCGCAGGCGUUCUCCAUCGAUGUGGAAAACAUCCAGUGGCAUCAAGGUUUCACCCAGGCGCCACCAUCUUCUCUGUGCAAUGACAAAUGUCGUCCUGGUUCCAGCAAGAAAAAGAAGGAAGGGCAGAAAUUCUGUUGCUAUGAGUGUGCUUUGUGUCCAGAAGGGAAAGUUGCGAUCCAGACAGACAUGGAUUUCUGCACCACCUGCCCGGAUGAUCAAUAUCCAAACCAGAACAAAACUCAAUGCAUUCCAAACACUCUAAACUUCUUGUCUUGGGAAGAAACCCUGGGUAUCGUUUUAGCUUCUCUGGCUCUUUUCCUCGCUCUGAUCACAGUUAUGGUGCUUGAAGUCUUCAUUAAGAAACGGGACACUCCCAUCGUCAAGGCCAACAACCGAAGCCUCAGCUACCUUCUUCUUAUUUCGCUCCUCCUUUGCUUUCUCUGCUCCCUGCUAUUCAUUGGCUGGCCCCAAAAGGCGACCUGCGUCCUGAGACAAACAUCGUUUGGCAUUGUUUUCGCCCUUGCCAUUUCUUCCAUUUUAGCCAAAACCAUUGUUGUGGUUGUGGCUUUCAUAGCUUCCAAGCCAGGAAACAUUUUUCACCAAUGGGUGGGGAAACAGUUGGCCCAUUAUAUUGUCUGGGGCUGCUCUCUUGUGCAGGUAUCCCUUUGCUCUAUUUCGUUGGCUAUGUCUCCCCCUUACCCAGAUUACAACAAAUACUUGAUCCCCAAAGAAAUUGUAGUGGAUUGUAAUGAAGGGUCAGUCACCAUGUUUGUCUUGGGCUACCUAGGCUUUCUCUCCAUCAUCAGCUGCAUCGUGGCUUUCCUAGCUAGGAAAUUACCAGAUGGUUUCAAUGAAACCAAGUUCAUCACCUUCAGCAUGUUGGUCUUUUGCAGUGUUUGGCUAUCAUUUGUCCCAGCCUAUCUGAGCACCAAGGGGAAAUACAUGGUGGCUGUGGAGAUCUUCUCCAUCUUAGCCUCUAGUACUGGUUUACUGGGUUGCAUCUUUUCCCCCAAAUGCUAUAUUAUACUGCUGAAGCCUGAGUUGAACAGCAGAGAACAUCUAGUAAGGAGGAAGCGUUCCGAUGACUGA
Pogona vitticeps (central bearded dragon) is the source of this 1533-nucleotide messenger RNA. The record is from RefSeq and is a predicted model, not a curated record. NCBI's taxonomy places the organism in Eukaryota, Metazoa, Chordata, Lepidosauria, Squamata, Agamidae.